Ostertagia ostertagi is the source of this 486-nucleotide messenger RNA. The record is from the annotation of a GenBank genome assembly. NCBI's taxonomy places the organism in Eukaryota, Metazoa, Nematoda, Chromadorea, Rhabditida, Trichostrongylidae.
UACUGCAUAUUUGGUCACACCGUCAACGUCGCCAAGCAAAUAUGCGGGGCCAGUCAACCGGGAAAAAUUCUGGUCACCAAUUCCGUUCGAACGACGGUCACGAAGCAUCAGAGCUCGUUGUUCGUAUUCCGGCAACAUCAACCAAUCGAGUGUGGAUCUAUGAAAAUGCUAACUCAUUUUCUGGAAAAGAACGAGAAGCUGAGUGUUUGGGAAAUCGUCGGCAUCGAGAAAGAUCCAACCCAAUCCAUUGAUGGUUACAAAGAGUUAAGCGAUACCGAAACCGACGAAGUAUGGGAGAAGGUGAAAGCGAAUGUGACACGAAAGCAGCAGGUGAUCGACGCCUUCCGUCCAGGACCAUCACGAAUUCGGCGAGCGCUGACAAGGUUACAGACUGUGAAGGGGAAGUUUCGAACCGCUCAAAGCAACGAUUCGGGAGUGUCGAUGGGCGAACCGAACGUCGAAUCCACUGUUUGUAGUGUUAUGUAG